CUCAUAGUAUGGCUUCAUCCAGGGCAAGUGCUCAGUAAGAGGCUCAGCAUCCACAAGCAACCUGUCAGGUAUUGAUCAAUCAAAUGGAAAAAGAAAUUCAAGGAAUACUUCUUCAACCGUAGACAUUACAAUGUCUUUACCUCAUUUGGCCAAAGAUUCUUCAGAUUCAAGUCUAGACACGAGCUCUGUAAACUGCAGUACAUCUACAUCAAAAAUGUCAAAUACAAGCAUAGAAGAUCGUAGACGGACAGUCUUCAAAAAAUCCCUGGGAAUUAGAGCGGCGCCAUCCCAGUUGACUCUAAUCAGAUGAGCAAGACAUCCAUUGUACAUCAUCCAAAUCCAUUUGCUGCUAAAAACGUCUACUAUGACAGCCGAUGGAUUGAUAAGCAAAUUCUCGGUUUCACAAAGUGGCUUAACUUUAUCCUGACUCCCCCAGAAGAGGAAGAUGUGGCUGAGGCUAUGAAGAAAGUUGAUAUGGGCAAGCUGUGGACAGAAGCAACAAAGAGAAUUCAGGUACAACAAGCGCCCACUAAAGAAGUUUUAUCACUGCGGGCCUACUCAGUAGCAAGGAGGCUGAACCGCUUGCGGAGGAAAGCCUGUCGACUGUUCCAAAGUGACAAAAUUGUAGAGACUGUGUUUAAACUGGAAGUUGCUAUUGACAAGAAGUUAAUCAGGAUACGAGAUGACAGGAUGAGUCAUGCAGAUAUGGAACUGAAGCAGCGGUUGUUGACUUUAGUGUUAUGCUACAAUCCAUUUUGGCUUCGCAUUGGAUUAGAGACCAUCUACGGAGAACUGCUUUUCUUGAAUAGUAACAGUGAUAUUGCUGGUCUAACACAUUUCAUCAUCACAAGGUACUGUUUGCAGUUGUUUUGUCAGUGUUUCCCGUUAUGUUUACAACAAAAGGAAAUGCAGGCAGUCACCUGGUUUGACGAACUCGGUUCCGUGGCAAAGGACUCCUAUGUUGCUAAUCCAGAUAUAGCUGCAAAAUAUGCUCAUCCAUCUGUCCCCCACACUCGUAUCCGGGAUUGGUUUACGAACGAGGCUAUCAAGACCUUCCAGUUGAAGAAAUUCUUGCUUGUGGUUCUGUUCCUUGAUCAUGCCAAGACAGAAAGACUCAUUGAUCAUGACCCUUGCCUUUUCAACAAAGAAGCUCCUUAUAAGGUUCGUUUUGUGAUACAAGUUUUGUUCACCAUGCAGUAG
Macrobrachium nipponense is the source of this 1200-nucleotide messenger RNA. Its product is annotated as abnormal spindle-like microcephaly-associated protein homolog. The transcript has 6 exons. The record is from RefSeq and is a predicted model, not a curated record. Gene Ontology annotation, biological process: establishment of meiotic spindle localization; mitotic cell cycle; spindle organization. Gene Ontology annotation, molecular function: calmodulin binding. Gene Ontology annotation, cellular component: spindle pole. Bases 307 to 1200 code for a protein of 297 amino acids. NCBI's taxonomy places the organism in Eukaryota, Metazoa, Arthropoda, Malacostraca, Decapoda, Palaemonidae.